AGUUCAUAUUGAUCCGAAUUUUAUUUUAGCAAAACAAAAUAUUUCACUUUAAAAUUUCUCUUACAGGAUUCCUGCCAGAACAAUGGAGGAGAAGGAGGAAGAAGGAGUCCAAAUGCAGCGUUGUGAGAAGAAAGUAGUCAAGAAAAAAAGCCUAUUCAGACGAUUUCUAAAAUUAUUCCGUCGGGACAAAACAUCUGAGAGCAGCGAGACCACAAAAAUGAUCACCCCGGAACCGAAGGAAGUAGCCCAGCAGAAAAAGACAGCGGAAAAGGAAAUGGAGGAGAAGAAGCUGGGAAUGGAGGAGAAAAAGAAAAUGGAGAUGGAGAAGACAGACGCAAUCACUGAAGAAGAGAAAAAUAAAAUAGAGAUGGAGGAGGAAAUGGAGAAGGAGACGAUAAACACCUUCACUGAAGAGGAGAAAAGGAAAGUGGAGGAAGAAGUGGAGGGAAAGAAAAAGAAUGGACGGAAGGUUAAAGCGAUGAAGGAAAGAAAUCAGAGGGCGAAACUGUAUAAAAUGAUAAGAGACUCAAAGGACCCAGAGGAGAAGAGGAAACUUACGCAGCGACUGAUCGCCCACAAGAUCAUCAACAAAAUUGGCGUCCCCUGCACUGGACAAAGACGGAUUUCGAUUCUUUGCAGAGAUAUUCCGUGGGAAGAGAAGGAAGAAGAGCGGGAAGAGAAAGAAGAAGAGCAGACAGAGGUCCAGAAAGAACGCCAAAGCUGCAGCACGACCACAACAAUGAUCACCCCGGAACCAAAGGAAGUAGCCCAGCAGAAAGAGACAGCGGAAAAGGAAAUGGAAGAGAAGAAGCUGGAGAUGGAGGAGGAAAAGAAAGUGGAGAAGGAGAAGACAAACACCUUCACUGAAGAGGAGAAAAGGAAAGUGGAGGAAGAAGUGGAGGGAAAGAAAAAGAAUGAACGGAAGGUUAAAGCGAUGAGGGAUAGAAUACAGAGGGUGAAACUGUAUACAAAGAUGACAGACACCGAGGACCCAGAGGAGAAGAGGAAACUAAUGCAGCAAGUGAUCGCCCACAGGAUGAUCAACAAAAUUGGCGUCCCCUGCGCUGGACAAAGACGAAAUUCGAUUCCUGACAGAACAAGUGAGCUGGAGGAGAAAGACGUCCAGAAUGAAAACCUGAUCAGGGAAAAGACAUCCAAGAGAAAGAAGAUCACAAUAAUUAUCACCCUGGAACUGAAGAAAGUAGCCCAGCAGAAAGAGACAGAGGAAAAGGAAAUGGAGAAGGAGAAGACAAACGCCUUCACUGAAGAGGAGAAAAGGAAAGUGGAGGAAGAAGUGGAGGGAAAGAAAAAGAAUGAACGGAAGGUUAAAGCGAUGAGGGAUAGAAUACAGAGGGUGAAACUGUAUACAAAGAUGACAGACACUGAGGACCCAGAGGAGAAGAGGAAACUAAUGCAGCAAGUGAUCGCCCACAGGAUGAUCAACAAAAUUGGCGUCCCCUGCGCUGGACAAAGACGAAAUUCGAUUCCUGACAGAACAAGUGAGCUGGAGGAGAAAGACGUCCAGAAUGAAAACCUGAUCAGGGACAAGACAUCCAAGAGAAAGAAGAUCACAAUAAUGAUCACCCUGGAAUCAAAGGAAGUAGCCCAGCAGAAAGAGACAGAGGAAAAUAAAAUGGAGAAGGAGAAGACAUACGCCUUCACUGAAGAGGAGAAAAGGAAAGUGGAGGAAAAAGUGGAGGGAAAGAAAAAGAAUGAAUGGAAGGUUAAAGCGAUGAGGGAUAGAAUGAAGAGGCUGAAACUGUAUAAAAAGAUGAGGGAUAGAAUCAAGAGGCUGAAACUGUAUAAAAAGAUGACAGACACCGAGGACCCAGAGGAGAAGAGGAUUCUUUGCACAGAAGUGGUGCGGGAAGAGAAGAAUAAAGUCCAGAUAAUAAUCGAGAGAGAAACCCAAGUCUGAACAAGCUGGGAUCAGCAAGACCACAACAAUUCCGUCGCGGAUGUAAAUAAAAGCAGAAGGAGCCAGAGGACGUGAAGGAGAAAAAGGAGACGCUGCUGCAAGAUACUACUGUAUAUGUAGCGAAACAUAUAGGGCGGAGUCUCAAUUUGUGACGUCAGUUAAAAAAACCUGUAAAAAAACAGCACAAAUAGCAUCUUUUGGGGGAAAGAUGCUAUGUGUAGCAAAACAUGUGUGCUGUCUUUACUUUACUUUUUUAACUGUUAUUAAAAACAUAGACUCCGCCCUAUGCUUUUCACUACAAAUAGCAUCUUCGGGGGAAUAGGGUGGAG
Molecule: messenger RNA, 2247 nt
Organism: Rana temporaria (common frog)
Lineage: Eukaryota; Metazoa; Chordata; Amphibia; Anura; Ranidae
Product: calponin homology domain-containing protein DDB_G0272472-like
Exons: 13
Coding region: 83-1918 (611 amino acids)
Source: RefSeq, a predicted model, not a curated record